Leptopilina heterotoma is the source of this 5373-nucleotide messenger RNA. RefSeq lists its product as uncharacterized. The coding region runs from base 1 to 5373 and encodes 1790 amino acids. The record is from RefSeq and is a predicted model, not a curated record. Gene Ontology annotation, molecular function: nucleic acid binding; zinc ion binding. The transcript has a single exon. NCBI's taxonomy places the organism in Eukaryota, Metazoa, Arthropoda, Insecta, Hymenoptera, Figitidae. Gene Ontology annotation, biological process: intein-mediated protein splicing; DNA integration.
AUGGACGCCAUCAGAAGGCAACGGAAAAAUUUGCGAGCUGCCUUCACAAGGACUCAUAAUGCAUUUGACGCAGAACUGACGCAAGAUAGUUCAAAGGAAGAUAAAAUUGUUGCAUUUGAGUUAUUGGAGGAUCGGAUGACAGAAUUGACUGCAGUUCACAGUGAAUAUAAUAAGUUAUUGUUCGAAUCCGAUUCAACAGAAGACGCCAUAUUGAGGGAGCUCGAAACGGACGAUGCUUACAGAAUGCUAUAUCUAAAGGCAAAGAUGGCGGUCAAGAAAAUCACAGAAAGCAACUUAGGACGACCGUUAAGUGCUGCAUCGGAUCUUGGAGUACUACCUGCUAGAAAAACGCUCAAGUUACCGACCAUUGAAUUACCAAAAUUUAAUGGUAAUAUAAAGGAGUGGCUUCCUUUUUGGAGCGUUUUCAAAAAAAUACACGAGGACCCAGCUCUUACAGACGAAGACAAAUUUCAAUAUUUGGUGCAAGCUACUGCACCAAAUUCUCGAGCCCAGGACUUGGUUAGCAGCUUCCCCCCAACGGCUGAAAAUUAUGGAAAAGUUAUGACGAGUAUGAAAAAUAGAUUUGGAAGGGAUGACGUUGUCGUUGAAUUUUACGUCAGAGAACUCUUAGCACUCGUUUUACACAACGCUGUGAAGGGGAACCAAGGAGCAACGUUAGCAAGCAUUUUUGACAAACUCGAAGCUUAUAUUCGAGCAUUAGACACACUUGGAGUGACAACAGACAAAUGUGCAGCUAUGUUAUACCCGCUGGUGGAGUCAUCGUUACCUGAGGAUGUUCUUCGAGCAUGGCAGAGAAGUGCACAACGGGAAAAUAUCGAUACAAAUGGUGGACGAGAAACGAAGGAUCGAUUAGCCAAAUUGUUGGAAUUUCUGCAAAGUGAGGUCGAGAAUCAGGAAAGAAUUGAUAUGGCUCUACGAGGUUUCCAGUUUUCAUCGGAAGGCGGUAACAGUAAGAAGACGAAAGGUAAGACUGAAACAGUCAAAGAUAUAGCAAGCGCAAGCGCUCUCCUCACUACGAGGGAAGCAAAAUUUGUAGAGUGUGUAUUUUGUAAAAGCAAGCAUGAAAGUCAAGAUUGUGAGACUGCGCGAAAAUUGAGUUUGAAAGAGAGGCGAGAGUGUGUUCAAAAUUCGAAUGCUUGUUUUGUAUGUGUGAAGAAGGGACACAUGGCUAAGAAUUGUCGAAGUAAAGUGAGGUGUAGUUGGUGUGGCAGACGUCACGUUUUGAUUUUGUGCGCAGGUUUCCCCCCAAGAACUGAUGUACUACAAGAUAAAUUGGGAGAAAAUAAAAAAGAUUAUGAAAAUAGUUUAGCCACUUUUAGUCAUUCACCCGAAGUUUGUAUGCAAACAUUAAAAGUAAAAGUUUUUUCAGAUCGUAGGGAAAAAAUUGUUAGAGCAAUUAUAGACACUGCUUCGCAGCGUUCUUACAUACGGGUGGAUAUUGCAAAUGAAUUGGGAUAUGGGUCUUGCGGUAAUACUGAAAUAGCUCAUUCACUUUUUGGGGGUGUAAAAUCUAAAAUUAAAAAACACGAGAAAUUUUUAAUCCGAUUGAAAAGUCUAGAUGGAUCUUACACUUGUAAUUUUUCUGUUUUGGGUCAAGACGUAAUUUGCGAUACAAUCCCAAGUGUUCAAAAAGAAUCGUGGCUAAAAAGAUUAAAAGAUCAUAAUAUAAAUUUAACUGAUAUUGAAAGUAGUCAAAAAACGAUAGAUGUUCUUAUAGGGGCUGACAUUGCGGGAAAAUUAUUAACGGGUAAUAAAUUUGACCUAGAAAAUGGUUUAGUAGCAUUCGAAACAUUACUCGGCUGGACCAUUAUGGGUAAAGUGCCCAGGGCCCAGAACGAGAAUGACACUCCUGUUGCCAUGAUUACGACAAUGCUAUCGCAGGAGGUUGAUUUGACAGAACUGUGGAAACUUGAAAUAUUAGGCAUUACUGAUCCAAGCGAGAAAGUAAACAAAACAGAACGCGAUAUAAUAGCGAAAAAUUUUGUCAGAGAGACAGCAAAGGUAACAAAGGAGGGUCGUUAUGAAUUUAAAUUACCGUGGAGAGAGGAUCAUUUAUUAUUGCCAGAUAAUUUAGAAAUUGCACAGCGUCGAUUAAAGUUUACCGUACAGAAAUUAAAAAAGCAAGGUUUUUUAGCGGAUUAUGGGGAGGUACUUAAAUCAUGGUUAGACGAGGGUAUAAUCGAAGAAGUAAUGGAAAAAGAAAUUGAUUGCGAAUGCCAUUAUUUACCUCAUCGACCGGUUUUUAAGGAGAAUAGUACCACCGUGAUUAGGCCAGUUUUCGAUGCGUCAGCAUAUGAAGUGGGGCAUCCGUCUCUUAAUCAGUGCUUAGAAACCGGGCCAAAUAUGAUAGAACUUGUACCUGAUUCAAUAAAUAGAUUUCGCGAAGGUGAAAUUGGGGUUGUAUCAGACAUAAGACGAGCUUUUUUGCAAAUUGGAAUUAAUGAAAAUGAUAGAGAUUUUCUUCGAUUUUUGUGGAUGGUGGGGGAUAAGGUUACUGUUUACAGACAUUGCCGAGUGGUUUUCGGACUGUCUUGCAGUCCUUUCCUUCUAGCAGCGGCAAUUGAAUUGCUUUUAGAAAAAGCGUUGAUUGAGGCGUCUGAAAGCAAUGGAUUGUCGUGGUCGGAAAAUUCUGUGAAAAAAUUAAAAAAGUCGUUUUAUGCUGAUAAUUGUGUAACAAGUGUUAAUUCUGUCGACGAAUUACACAAAUUUAUUCAUGAAGGAACAAAAAUUCUAUCGAGCGGAGGAUUUGAUUUACGAUUGUGGGAAUAUUCGGGCGAUAAUUCGGAAAAAAUAACGACUCUUGUUCUAGGAAUUCUUUGGAAUAAACAAAGGGAUUCUAUUUCAAUUAAUCCAGCGUCAAUAAUAACCGAAAUUCCUCAAGUUAUUACGAAAAGAUCAAUUUUGUCCAUGACUCAUGGAAUUUACGACCCGAUAGGUUUUACUUGUCCUAUAACUUUGCCACCAAAAACAUUAUUAGCACAAUUAUGGGCGGAAAAGGUCGAUUGGGACUCAAGAAUAGACGAAAAACGGGAGCAUGAAUUUUGUCAAUGGGCGAAAGAAUUAAGUUCAUUAAAAGAAAUAGAAUUUCCACGGAAAUUACCUGAAGGCAAAUUGACAAUUCAUGCUUUCGGAGAUGCAAGCGGAAUUGCAUAUGCAGCAGUCGUCUUUGUUAGAAUUGAGUCUGAGAAUAUGAUUACUGUCCUUUUAGUUAGUGCAAGGUCUAGGAUCGCUCCAAAGAAAACAACUAUCCCCCGACUAGAGUUGUUGGCCGCCUCGAUAACAGCAAGACUUGCUGACUCCGUUGCCAAGUCUUUUACGAGAGAGGUAGAAAAAAUAACUUUUUGGUCCGAUUCUACAACCGUGUUAGCAUGGUUAAAUAGGGAUGGAAAUUGGGGUACUUUUGUACACAAUAGGGUAAAGGAAAUUCGAAAAUUGACAAAUAUAGAAAAUUGGAAGUAUGUGCCAGGCGAGAAUAACCCUGCUGAUUUACCAUCGCGUGGGUGUAAUCCUCUACAGUUGGUUGCAAGUAAAUGGUGGUUGGGACCAGAGUGGUUGAAAAAACCAGAAAAUGAUUGGCCGUCAGCUAGGGAGAAAAUAAAUGAGGUCGAAGUAGAAAGGGAAGUAAAGAAAAGCGCUACCGUUAAUAUGGUUAAUCACGAGUCAAACGAAAUCAAUAUAAAUAGUAUUUUUUCAUCGUAUACUAAACUUAUACGUUUUAUCGCGUGGGUACGAAGAUUUUUGUUAAACCGAAAAUUAAUUUUACAAGAGCAAAAAACAAAACAAAACGGUGCGUUCAGUGAGCAAAAUACUAAAGUAAAAAAUUAUUCGUCGGAGGAAGAUCGGAAAAAUUUAUAUUUAACGUUAUCUGAAUUAAGAGAAGCUGAGAACAAUUUGUUAAGACAUCUACAAAAAAGUAUGUUUCAAGAUACAAAUAAAAAUAAAUUAUCUUCUUUUAAAACUUUUGUAAACAAAGACGGAUUAUACGUUGUAAAAACGAAAAUUUUAAAUAGAAAAGAUAGUGCUUUGUUUUUGAGUCCUAUUUUAUUAGACAAACAUGAAAUUAUCACUUUAUUAGUAAGAGAAACUCAUGAACGUAUCGGUCAUUCCGGAACACAAAUUGUUAUGAACGUAUUGAGAGAGAAAUUUUGGAUUAUUUCUUUGAGGCAAAUAAUUAGAUCCGUGAUAGCGAAGUGUGUGAUAUGUAAAAAGCAGAAAGUGAAACACAUGGAGUGUGAUUCACCUCCUCUCCCCGAAAAUCGUGUACGAGAUGCAGCGAUUUUUGAAGUUACCGGAAUUGAUUUUGCCGGGCCAGUUUUUAUAAAAGGGGGAGGGAAAUGUUGGAUUUGUGUAUUCACUUGCGCGAUAUACAGAGCGGUACAUUUCGAGUUGACGUCAUCAUUGUCGGUAGAGGGAUUUGUAGAGUGUCUUAGAAGGUUCAUCGCAAGGCGGGGACGACCACAGUAUAUCUAUAGCGAUAAUGGGACGAAUUUUGUGGGCACUGCGAACGCUUUAGAGGGAUUGGAUUGGCCAAGAAUUAUAAAGAAAACUGAAAUUUUUCAAAUCAAAUGGCGAUUUAAUCCGCCUGCUGCUCCAUGGUGGGGGGGUUGGUGGGAGAGACUUAUCGGCAUCUUGAAAACAAUUUUAAGGAAAGUUUUGGGAAAAGCUUGCUUAUCAUACGAAAAUUUAAUGACUUCUCUCUGCGAUGCAGAAAGUAUAAUAAAUUCGAGACCAUUGACAUACGUUUCAGAAAAUAGCGAUGACCUAAUACCUUUGAGUCCUAUGUUGUUUCUCCAAGAAAUUAAACAAUCGGGAACGCCAGAUUUAGACAUGCUUUAUGCAGAAAAAUUAAACAAAAAAUUGACUUAUAGAAAAAAGAUUUUUGACGAUUUGAGAACCAGGUUUCGACAAGAAUAUCUUAGUCAGUUAUUAUUAAAGAACGGUAAAAAAGAAAAUCGAAAUGUAAAAAUAAAUGAUAUUGUUUUGAUAGGAAAUGAUUUUCAAAAAAGAUUAGAUUGGCCUCUUGCACGUAUUGUCGAUUUCAUCAAAGGACGAGAUGGACAAAUAAGAACAUGUAUCUUAAAAACAAAAUCGGGAAUAAUUAAGAGACCCAUACAGAGAUUGUACCCGCUUGAGAUCCAUCAAGACAAUGAGGAAAAUGCGAAAAAUUUGAACGAAAAAAUCAAGAAUAAAAAUAGAAAUUUGUCAGAAAAUAUUGUAAAUACUAAUAAGAGAGAAUGCCAAACGACGAACACUGUAAAAUGUGUGAGAGAGAAAAUUUGUUUAGAUAAGGAUACACAAGUAAAAACAAAGAGUGGUCGUAUAAGUAAAAUACCCGACAGAUUAAUGUAUUGA